This is a messenger RNA of Mercenaria mercenaria, 4472 nucleotides long. RefSeq lists its product as uncharacterized. The record is from RefSeq and is a predicted model, not a curated record. Bases 84 to 1277 code for a protein of 397 amino acids. The transcript has 5 exons. Lineage: Eukaryota; Metazoa; Mollusca; Bivalvia; Venerida; Veneridae.
UUUCCAAAAUAACAAAAAAGAAGCUUGUCCAAUAUUUUUCCCAUGGCUUGUGUACUAUAGACUUAUAUUUCAAGCUAGAAGUCAUGUCCAAAAAGCAGAAAAAUAAAAGUAUAAAAGGUCUUGAUCCAACACAAAGAAUCGGGGGUCAGUUAAAGCAAAAUAAGACUGUAAAAGCAUCUGGAGAGAUGGAAGCUGUCCGUGUAACUAGAUCGUCACCUAUGAGUGCCUCAAACACUCCAUCAAGCUUGUAUGAAUUUAUUGGGGAAUCUCCUCUUGGUGACAGUAAUAAAAACUCUGGUAAAAAACAAAGUCAGUCCAAAGCUGAUGGGAAGGUUACAAAGAAAAAGGUGGAAAAGGCAAAGACAGUAAAGAUAAAACCUGCAUCAGAGGACAAAAAUAAGAAAAAGGCAGGAAAUACGAAAACAUCAGUAGCCCCCUCAAAGACGAGUGUUACAAAAUGUACACCAAAAGGACGAGUGUCAAAGGCAGUCAUACCACUAGAAAAUAUACAUGAUGAGAAUGAAACAAAGAAAGGCAAUAAAAGACUCAGGGCAUUAAAACCAAUACCACCACCAAAUUUAGAUGAUAUCUCACCAAUAGCUUGUGAAAGAAAGUCGACGCCAUCUCGAAAAAGAGCCAGUGAUUCUAAAAAGGGAAUCAAUGAAACUGCUAAAAACAGGAAACUAAGGUCAUCUAAAGGUGGUGAAAUUCAGUUAACUGCGAGUGUUUCCUAUAUGGAAUCUGAGGAGGGAAAUUCAGCUGAUGAUAGUGCAAUUUUUGUAUCACCGAGACAAACCAUGCCGAGAUUUAAUGCUGCUAAAACAUCAACACCAGCAAACGUUUCAGCUAAAAGCAAGAAAAUGCCUGUGAAAAAUAUGUCUAGACUUGCUUCUAAAGAUACGUCAACACCUAAUGAGUCUAAACCAAAAAGAGGUUUCACAGGCAUAAAAGGUAACAUUUCCAAGCUAUCACCAGUUCAGCGCCUGGAUACCCCAACAUCAGACUACGGAUCUAUGGAGGUAAUCCAAACGCCCAGCCCAACACCUCCUGUUAAAGCAAGCAGAAAGAAAAGAGGAAAUUCUCCAGCAUUUACUCUAGAAGAUGAGGAUUCAGGAGAAAAUUUUAACCUCAAUAAGUCAGUUGACAGAUCAUACAAAAAGUCCAAGAGGAAGUAUGAAACUGGAAGAUUCUCUACAUCAAAGCUUGAUGAAUGGGCAGAUAAAGUGAACUCUGAACUUGAAGACAUUGAGAACUUUGAACUUAGUGUCGAAGGAUAAAAUUGAAAAUUGACGAGAGAUAAUUAAUCUCGGAACAGACCUGUGGAUGAUUUAUUAGUAUGUUUAUAAGUAGAAUACUGUGAAUCAAGGAUUUUGAAAAUCUAGUAAAUGAUCCAUGCCACUUUAGUGAAAGUGAAGGGUUAAGUUAACCCAUUUAAAGAUCUUAUCCUGAGAUUUACAUGUAUAUGUGUAUAGAGAAAAAAUGAUAGAACAAUGGUGUUGGAAAUCAUGAAGGAUUUUGAAAACAGGAAAUUGCAAAGAAAUUUGUAUCAAAAUUUCUUUGUUAUAUCAAAAUAUAGAGUGAGUUUUGACACUGUUGCUAAGAUUUAUCCAUAAGUAUGGGAAUACAUAUUUUGUGUUGUGUGUAUGUUAAGUGGGAAUAUGUAAUAUGUUGUAUUUGUAAAUUGCAGUCAUUUAACAAAUAGUUUUACAUAGAUCUUUGCAGAGCUCACAGAAAGUGAACAAGUUUGUAUUUAUUUGAAUAGUCCAGCUGGUUUGUUGUUGUAAAAUUGUAUGUUUUAUGGAUGAGUAUGUAAAAUAAGCUGUGUAUAUAGCAGACAUAUACCUGCUUAUUUGUCAGAUAAAAUAUUUUAUGUUCAGACCAGACACUGGUAAAACUGUAAAUUUGUAACUUUUAUUGUUAGCUCGACUAUUCGAAGAAUAGUCUAGCUAUUCUACUCACCCUGGCGUCGGCGUCACACCUUGGUUAAGUUUUUGCAUGCAAGUACAUACAGCUAUCAUUUAAAGGCAUAUAGCUUUGAAACUUAUUUUUUCUUUUUCUAGGUCAAUUACCAACCUCUCUGGGUCAAGUCCCAUAACUCUGACAUGUAUUUUGAGCAAAUUAUGCCCCCUUUUGGACUUAGAAAAUUUUGGUUAAAGUUUUACAUGCAAGUUACCAUCUCCAAAACUAAUGCAGAUAUUGAAUUGAAACUUCACAUGUGUCUUCGAGGUUAUAAAACUAGUUGAUAGCACCAAGUCCCAUAACUCUGACCUUCAAUUUGGCCAAAUUAUGCCCCCUUUUGGACUUAGAAUAUUUUGGUUAAAGUUUUGCGUGCUAGUACAUACAGCUAUUACUAAAAGGCAUAUAGAUUUGAAACUUAUUUUUUCUCUUUCUAGAUCAAUUACCUACCUCACUGGGUCAAGUCCCAUAACUCUGACAUGUAUUUUGGCCGAAUUAUGCCCCCUUUUGGACUUAGAAAAUUCUGGUUAAAGUUUUGCGUGAAAGUACAUACAGCUAUUACUAAAAGGCAUAUAGAUUUGAAACUUAUUUUUUCUUUUUCUAGAUAAAUUACCUACCUCACUGGGUCAAGUCCCAUAACUCUGACAUGUAUUUUGGGCAAAUUAUGCCCCCUUUUGGACUUAGAAAGUUCUGGUUAAAGUUUUACAUGCAAGUUACUAUCCCCAAAACUAAUGCAGAUAUUGAAUUGAAACUUAACAUGUUUCUUCGGGGUUAUAAAACUAGUUGAUAGCAUCAAGUCCCAUAACUGAUAUGUAUUUUGGUCUAUUAUGCCCCCUUUUGGACUUAGAAAAUCCUGGUUAAAGUUUUGCGUGCAAGUACAUACAGCUAUUACCAAAAGGCAUAUAGCUUUGAAACUUAUUUAUUCUUUUUCUAGGUCAAUUACCAACCUCACUGGGUCAAAUUCCAUAACUCUAACAUGUAUUUUGAGCAAAUUAUGCCCCCUUUUGGACUUAGAAAAUUCUGGUUAAAGUUUUACAUGCAAGUUACUAUCCCCAAAACUAAUGCAGAUAUUGAAUUGAAACUUAACAUGUUUCUUCGGGGUUAUAAAACUAGUUGAUAGCAUCAAGUCCCAUAACUCUGAUAUGUAUUUUGGUCUAUUAUGUCCCCUUUCGAACUUAAAACUCUUUUGAUAUUUAACAUUUUGGGUAAUAAUUUCCUGCUUCUGUGACAAUAUUUCGAAUAGUCGAGCUUGGCUGUCUUACGGACAGCUCUUGUUUAAAUUUGAAGGUAAUUUCCAGUAUUUAAAAAUGAAAGACUUUGAAGUCAUAACAUUUUUUAUGCAAAACAAGUUUUAGUUACUUUUUAGAUAAAAAGUAUUAUUUUAUUAUCCAUCUUCAUUUUUUCACGAAUAAUAACAAGGCGUGUUAUUUUAUUAUGUCACAACUUCUUAUCUUAUCCUUUCCUAUCUUCUUAACUUUACUCUACAAUUGUUUCUAUACUGAACACUCUAGAUUUAUGAAAUGCAGGCCAUUGAUUUAGUUGAUACUCCUCUUAUCUGUCUGAUGUAAGACCUGACAAGUCUUUGUUUGGGUAAAAUCCAUCCCUAUCAAGCUCACUCUGUCUGCUAAUAAUUUUUAGUUCUGUAGUGAUUUGAAAAUCUUGACAGUGUUUGAUAGUUAAAAAUUAACUCGUAAUAAACUUGGUAUAUGAUCACUCAUUAUCUGAUAUGUAUCUUUAUUCUAUUUGCUAAAACUAGCUAAUCUAGUUUCUUACUGCUGUAAAAUUACAUUUUUGAAAAAUACCUAACAGCCUACCUACUAAUUUUGGGUAUGUUUCCCUAAACAAAGAUUUUUCAGGCCCAUUCAUAGAGAUAUGUCCCUUUAAAAUAGUGUAAGAAUUAGUUGAUUCAGUUCUUAUAUGUAUAUAUUAUACUGCCUAAAGUCUGGUUGUGCUUUUAAAAUUGUUCAAUUGAUAAAACAUUAUUUUCUACGGAACAGCAGGUUUCUACUUAAAUCAGUUGAAAGUUUAACAUAGUGUUUGUUGACCUUGAAAAACACCCAUAAAAACUAACUUAAAAUGGUAAUGAAAAAUCUCGUACAUGUUAAUUACAUUUUUUUAAGACACUUGUGAAAAUUGAAAUUCGUGCAAAGAGCGUCUGACUUAGGAAUUUUUGAAAGAAUGCGCUUUUCUCUUGUGCCUUAUAAGUGUUCACAUAUCUUUCCGAAUCGCAACGUCUUGCAUGGGCAGUAGGAUAGAUUCCCGAUUGAGGCAGUGCCUUAUUUCAUAUUAAUUGAUUUUGCUUCUAACUGAACUGACAGGGAGUUUGAUUUCCCUGUUAUUGAGAAUGUAGCAGCAUAGUACAUGUAUAUAUGAGAAAAGCAAUUGAAAUUCAUUUAUUUACGUUUUUUUAGACAACAUAUUUUGGGUUAUAGAUAACUGUUUUAAUGAAUUAUAUGUAUCAGUAUAGCUAGUUUAUUAUUUGAUGAAUUUAUUCUAUUAAAGCAAGGUAAAAAGUG